CCCAGCACUCUCCGACAGCUACUGAGGAAAACCGCUUCUUCCCUAUCUGAGCAUCUGGAAAGAUUUCGUCUUCCUGAAAAAGAAGCCUCAGGCUUUCCCAGAGGACUUGAAAGGCCUUCCCUAAACCAGCCACACCAAAUUCCGCAGCAAGAAGGUUCCCUUCUCUUUUCCAACUUCACGUUGGGAAAAUGACUUUCUCUUCAGCAUCUCAGUUUCCCCUAAAUUGGGGCCAGUGAAAAGACAUCAAUCUGUUUAUCCAGUAGGACAGAAGCGGGGUCCCGUACUCCCCACUGUUAACUCUAAUUCCAAGCGAGUUGCUUUGUGUAUGACUUACUUGCUCAGAAGAGCCACGUUGGGGAGCAGCUCAAUAGACGAGCCCGCGCACACGUCCUAAGCGGGCGAGUGAGCUCAGCGCCUCCCUCCUUCGGGACGGGGAUGAAGUCCUGCAAGCCCAGCAACCCAGCGGCGGCACCGCGCGCCGCGCCCCCGUGCGCAGGCGGCGCCGAGUGCGCGGGUACGUGCGCCGGGGCCGGGCGGCUGGAGAGCGCGGCGCGCAGGCGCCUGGCGGCCAACGCGCGUGAGCGCCGUCGAAUGCAGGGACUCAACACGGCCUUCGACCGCCUGCGCCGGGUGGUGCCCCAGUGGGGCCAGGAUAAAAAGCUGUCCAAGUAUGAGACCUUGCAGAUGGCGCUGAGCUACAUCAUGGCGCUGACCCGCAUCCUGGCCGAGGCCGAGCGAUUUGGCUCCGAGCGGGACUGGGUCAGUCUCCACUGUGAGCACUUUGGCCGCGACCACUACCUUCCGUUCGCGGGCGCGAAGCUGCCGGGUGAGGGUGAGCCCUACGGCCAGAGGCUCUUCGGCUUCCAGCCGGAGCCCUUCCAGAUGGCCAGUUAGGGCGCGCGGCCCUGCCAGGGUGAGACGCACAGCGAUCGAGCACCGGACCUAUCGGAAUCGUAGCCCUUUCCCCAGUAGGUGGCCUAGGAUGCGUUCUUAGAAUAAAAUAGAAAACUUUCAGAUUACUUUUAUUCGCAUCACCAGUCUUAUGGACACGAUUUUAUUGCCUUUCUGUUUUCCUCGUCAAUCAGUAUUUUGUAGGUUUCAUUAUUGGAUCUUAUGAAUGGUUUUGAUUGCUGUGAAAAUAAUGUUCUCUCCCCUUUUUUUGGACUAGUUUAAGGGAAAACAGUCUUAAGAAAAAAUAGGAUUAGGCUAUACUGCAGUUUUAGUCCUCAGAGAAAUAAUCGCUUUCUUAAACUUAGUAAGUUUGACCUGUUCGGGUGAAGUUACAAUAUCCAUUACUUGUGUAUGCUUAAAAGAGCUUCCUUCCCGUCGUGUAAAUGCAUUUAUGCUUAGUGCAUUGUGUGUGUAUGCAUGAAGUAGUCAUACUUUUUUUUUUUUUUUUUUGGGUAGAGUACAUGGGCGUGAGUGCUCUGUAUUUUUUAAAUGUAUACAUUAUUAAAAUAUAGAUUUUGUAAUAUAUAAAUAAAAAUGUGGGUUUGUUUUUCAUGCCAAAUGCCCUGCUAGUUUCCUGAUGCCAAUAAAGGCCUAUUGGGGCUGAUCGUAUCGAGUGCUUUCCUGAGUAAAGAUGUGGAAUGUUUAAAUCUAAUUGCACUGAUUGGCAAAUGUGCCCUUUUGUAAUACUUAGUUAAAAAAAAGACAAGUUGAUGAGAGUACAAGUAAUUUGAAAGCUUUCUCUGUGAGUUUAUAUAUAUAUAAAACUAGCACUGAGGAAUAAAAAAAUGUUGCUUUUGUAAGUGGAUUCCCUUUUAAUCAGUACCAGUUGAGCGUAAAGGACAUCACUACCAUCAAGGCUAAUCAAGAUUGGGGCAAAAUAAUAUGCAUAAUAUUGGUUUGAAUUACUUUUAUAAAUUUGCUUAACCAUUGGAUGAAUAAAUCAAACCCUUAAUGUAAAGGAUGACUUGGUCAGCAGCACUACAUGCAUUUGGGAGAAAUUAGAAAUAAUAAUUAAAAAAAAGCAGGACUCUUAAGUUAUGUGUGCAUUUGGCAUUUGUCACAAGACAACAGAAAAAACAGUGACAUCCUCCAAACUUAUUAUGGAUUCCAACACCAACAUCAGAUGCAGCCACCUGUUUGCAGUUUAUCUAUAGAAAUUCAACAUAGAAUUUUUUAUUGUCUUAGUUAUCCCUAAUUAUCAAAAUCCAUUUGGUUUGUAAUGAAUGAAGAUAUCUUCCGCAGGGCAUAAACUUAAACGUACAAAAUUGCAAGUGUGUCUCUAGAAAGCUCUGAGAAACCAGUGCUGAAUUUCCUUUUCCUUCUGAUAUCUGUUAAUAAGAAACUGAGGAGGGUUCAGGACUUUGCUUCCUCACUGCAAAUUAGAGAGUAAAAUGUUUAGCCUCUUCAACAGCUCUUAGAAGACACUGUAGUUGAGCAGAGUACACAGCUCUAGAAGAGAUGAUGCCAGGACCCCUUUCUAGCCUUACACCACACUGCAGUCUGCAUUUGAACUAACAGCAAGGCUCUGGGUAUCUGUCUUCCUCACAAUAGUUUAUUUAUUUAGACUCAAAAAAGCUUCAUUAAUAACUCCAGUAAGUUUGUAGAGUUUGAGAAUAUAUAAAAUCAGUGCUAAAACGUUUUAAUCAGGAAAGUUCUCAAAAAUGUAUUAAGAUGGAGUCCUGUUUCAGGUAGGGUUCAUAGCCCACUCUCUAAACUGUAAAUACCUUGUCAAAGAGAACCGUGGUUUUCAUUUUAUCUCCUUCAGUAUAGAAGUUUUAGAAUAAACUCUCAAUAAAUAUUUCUUUUUGGUUAUUAACAAUAGUAGCUUCUUAAUGAAAUUGAACAAUUAAUUAAAAAGAUGGGAUUCUAAUCCCAUGCCUCUUCUUCCACAUCCCCAUUCUCCAAUAAGAGUGGGAAUCUGUCUGUUAAAUAUUUUGCCUAUUACUGGCUGUUCUGUGUUUUUGAAAUCUCUGGAAGCAAUUUAGCUCUUACCAAAUCCCUAAGCUUUCCCCCACCCCCCAACUUAAUGUACUAUUUUUUUCCUGGAAGACAUUUGAGGGAGAGGUAAAUGGGUCUCAGUGAUUCAAAUCCAGUCUUUGGUAAAACUCCUAAAACUGUAUGUUGGGAAAUCCAUCAUGGUUUAUCAAUUAGGAGCUUGGGUAGCAGAAGUGUAAAAUCUUUUGAAGAUUCAUAUAUUAUUAUACAUAAUAGAUUUUAGAUUACCAAGCCACCUAAUAGUUGGUAUAGUAUUCCAUACUGUCCACCUUUGAAAAAUCUGUGUUGUUUCUAGUUUGACAACAAGGCAUAUCAAAUUCAAAAGGAUUCUUUUACCUGGGCUCCCUUAAAAAAUAUUAUCAAGCACCUACUCAUUCAGAGUAUAGCUGAAUGCUGCAACAGUGUGGUACCAAUAACAUAUGCCAUAAGAACUCUUAAGGGGGCAUUAAAUAAUAAAAUAAGACUCACCUGAGCAGGUUUUCAGUUUGAUUAGUUAUUAUCUGGGUUCUUCCUAGGUGUUAGCUGGAGGUUGAAUCCCCAAACCCUGGGAUCAGAAGUCUUGAAGAACCAUAUACAAAUGAACAGGGCUAUCAAGAUAGGAAAGGCCAUCCAAACCAGUGGUUCACAAUCCUGUCUGCUUGUUAGAAUCACACCUAGGAGUCUCGAAAAAAAAUACCAAGUCGGGGCUCCCAGCUUAAAAAUUGAUUUAACUGCUCCAAGGUGAGGCUUGGACAUAGAUAGUUUAAAAUUCUCCCCAGGUGAUUCUAAUGGGCUGUCAGUGUUAAGAACCACUUAAUCAAUAUGUACUACCACACCAUUAACCUAAUUACCAAAAACUGAUGGUAUCGACUUCCCACUUUUUGUAUUUGUAGAUGUUAAGAAGGAUCCGGCUAUCUUUCUUAAUAUCCAAUACAGCCCGUUUCAUAGUUAAUGAAAUGGCCUUUAUACUAAUGAAGAUCUAAAAUUUCUGUGAGAUAUGAGCCAGAUAGAAUGUGUUUGGUUGUGGUUAAUAGAACUGUAGGAUUCAACAAUUAAGGCUUACUUAAAUUUUGCCAUCUUAUAGUGAAAACAAAGUGCUGUUUUUUGAAUGUGGGUAGCCUCUGCUCCUCUGCUUAGGCAUUACUAAAGAUACCUCUUUUUGCUACCUAUAGGUGAAAAACAUUUCAAAGGCAUACAAAGCCAUAGAUAUAUGACCUAUCUUCUCACAUGGAUAUACACCUAUUCCCCUCUCUGGUCAUGAAU
Felis catus (domestic cat) is the source of this 4188-nucleotide messenger RNA. RefSeq names its product atonal bHLH transcription factor 7 (gene ATOH7). Gene Ontology annotation, molecular function: protein dimerization activity. The record is from RefSeq and is a predicted model, not a curated record. NCBI's taxonomy places the organism in Eukaryota, Metazoa, Chordata, Mammalia, Carnivora, Felidae. Gene Ontology annotation, biological process: regulation of DNA-templated transcription; neural retina development. The transcript has a single exon. Bases 436 to 894 code for a protein of 152 amino acids.